CGCGCCGCCCGCUCCGCCCGCCAGUCGCCUCCCGCGCUUCGUUCCGCUCGUACGUGUCCGUGCUCCGCGCCGUGCUCCCGUGCUCGUGCUCCCGUGCCCGUGCUCAGUGCAGUGAUCGUGUCAGUAUACAUAACUCAGUGACAGUUCCUUCGGUUCCCGAUUCAUCGGUUUAGCUGUUCAUCAUCGUCAUUUUAACUGCAACAUGAGCGCGUGAGCAGCAGAGAGGCGGCAGUGACAGCGAGGUGACAGAGAGGCGACAGCGGCGGCAGCAUGUUCGGCGGCGGCAGCGGCGGCGCGUACGGCGGCGAGUGCGGCGAGGGGUACGGGCUGGGCUACGUGGCGGGCGGCGGGCGCCUGCAGCAGUACGCGCACUUCGCGCCGCACCAGAGCUGGCACCACCACGCCGCGCACCACGACACCUACGGUACGUGCUCUGUGUACACGUGGCGGCGGCGGCGCGUACGGCGGCGAGUGCGGCGAGGGGUACGGGCUGGGCUACGUGGCGGGCGGCGGGCGCCUGCAGCAGUACGCGCACUUCGCGCCGCACCAGAGCUGGCACCACCACGCCGCGCACCACGACACCUACGGUACGUGCUCUGUGUACACGUGGCGGCGGCGGCGCGUACGGCGGCGAGUGCGGCGAGGGGUACGGGCUGGGCUACGUGGCGGGCGGCGGGCGCCUGCAGCAGUACGCGCACUUCGCGCCGCACCAGAGCUGGCACCACCACGCCGCGCACCACGACACCUACGGUACGUGCUCUGUGUACACGUGGCGGCGGCGGCGCGUACGGCGGCGAGUGCGGCGAGGGGUACGGGCUGGGCUACGUGGCGGGCGGCGGGCGCCUGCAGCAGUACGCGCACUUCGCGCCGCACCAGAGCUGGCACCACCACGCCGCGCACCACGACACCUACGGCAGCAGCGGCGUGGGCAGCGUGGGCGCCGUGGGCGGCGUGGGCGGUGUGGGCGGCGUGGGCGGCGGGCUGUACGGCCAGAACAUGGUCAUGGGCUCGUGGUGCGCGCCCUACGACGCGCUGCAGCGCCCGCCGGCGUACGAUGGCGUGCUGGACGCGUACGAGGAGGGCCGCGAGUGCGUGAACUGCGGCGCCAACAACACGCCGCUGUGGCGCCGCGACUCCACGGGCCACUACCUGUGCAACGCGUGCGGCCUGUACCACAAGAUCAACGGCGUCAACCGCCCGCUCGUGAAGCCGAGCAAGCGGCUGUCGGCGGCGCGGCGGCACGGCCAGUGCUGCACCAACUGCGGCUCGCGCAACACCACGCUGUGGCGCCGCAACAACGACGGCGAGCCGGUGUGCAACGCCUGCGGCCUGUACUACAAGCUGCACGGCAUCAACAGGCCUUUAGCGAUGCGAAAAGAUGGAAUACAAACACGGAAACGAAAGCCGAAAAAGUCAGGGAACGGCGCCAAGCCGCCGUCAGAUGGCGCCAAGAAAGACGGACUCAACUCGCCGGGAAUUGACGAAAGCAAGCCCAGCAUAGCAGAAGUGCCGCUGCCGCUGACAGCCGCCAUGGCGGGCGCGGGCGGCAAGGCGCGCGAGCCCGCGCCGUCCCCGCACGCGCACGCGCACGGGCACGGGCACGCGCACGCUCACGCGCACGCGCACGCGCAGAGCACGCAGUACGCCGGGCACGCGCUGCCGCUGCCGAGCGCGCCCGCCUUCCUGUCCAACCCGUCGCUGUUCAGCAUCAAGAGCGAGCCCAGCGCGCCGGCCGGCUACGACGGCUACGCGCACUCCGGCUCCGGCGCGCCCUACCACUCGCAGCAGCACUACCUGCAUGCACUUCAGUACGGUCUGAGCAACGGCGACGAGGAGGAGGGCAGCGGGUUCCUGCACCAGCGCAACGUGACGGCGCACGCCAAGCUCAUGGCGUCCACGUAGCAGCGCCGCCUCGCGCCGCGUGCUCGCCAGAGUUAGCGCACCGCUUGCGGCCCGCCGGGUCACCGCCACGGGUCUCGUUCUGGAGUCCAUGCUAAAACAUAUCCAGGACUGCUGCUUCCACAGAUUGUGGCAUAUCCGUGAUAGGUACAAGUACCUACCUACUUAUGGAGAUCUCAUGGCUAUCAUAGUCAAAGCCUGCAGAAUCAAACCAUACCUACAGCCAGGAGUCAUCGAUUUUGCAAGAAAUCUAAAGAUUGAAAUUUUUUUUGAAGAGACCUAAUUAAAUAGUAAGGACGGAGUGGCUGUCCCUAGGGAUCGUGGAAGGUUGAUGUACUUACCUAAGACUAAACACCGCCUGAAAGGAUUAAAAUCCGCCAAGUGCCUUGUUCAAAUUCUUAGAUAAGUGCCUUACUUUUUAGUUCAAAUUCUGUACGAUGUAGGUAUCUAAGUAGGUAAGACUGAAAACCACAGAGUUUUUCUUACCUAUAUACCUACCAAACCAUUUCUAGGGUACUACCUACCUACGAAUUGUACCUACACUUAAUUCUAAGCCAUUGAGACUUACUUACUUAUGUAAUAAAAAAUGUUCAUUUGCUCUAGUCCGAUGCAAAUAUUUUCUUGUUACACUGGCUUAGAUACCCACGACUAUUGUGAUCAAGUAACAAGUACUGAGGUUUCUGUCAGAAUGUUUGUACGGCGAUAAACGAUUGUAUAUUUGUGUUAGAUAAGGUUUAUAAUAUGGAGAUCAGUAUUAUUGGACUCGUUAAUAAGGACCAGUCGUUCGCGAGACAACGCCAAGUCUGUUAUUUCCGUGUCAGCCGACAGGUCUCGACUCUAUGUAAUUUGUGUAAAAUAUAAAUUAGCGUAACACAUUGAAGGUAGUGGAGCGAUAAGGCGAAUGUAGAAAGUAAAGUACCCACUUAGCGUGUAAAUAUCUAAUUAAACAAUUUCGACUGAACGAUAUGUAGUCACCGAUGUGUAGGUGCCUACUUCGAUGAUAAGUUAAACUUGAUCUGACUCGACGAAGCGAGUUAUUCUAAUAAGUACUUAGAUACAUCACUAAUGGCCUUAUUGUUUAGCGACUUGAUAACUAAAUGCAAAUUCGAACCUCUCGACUAUUAAUUAAAUAGAGCCAAGUAAUGACUGCACGUUCCGCUUAUCUAGUGUCGUACUCGUACUACCAGUGAACAUAACUGGCGGUGAAUCUGAGAUACACUUCGCUCAUUCGGAGUGAAGGACUUGUACAGUUUAUGACCAGUGUAGUUUGUUGAAAGUCCAGGACUGUUCGUACUUUUUAGAGAUUCGUAGUUCAUGCUUCUAUUAUUGUAGAUAAUGAAACCCUUUACAAAAUUUUAUUCUAUAAACAUACCUACUCUACUGGUAAAUACCUAUUCACACUUAUGUAGGACUAGCAGAACAUCAUGAUUUCACCCACGUAGUUCUCAUUCCUUUAGGAAUACGGGGAUAAAGUGUAUCUUAUGUUACUCCCUGAUAACGUAGCUUUCUAUUGGUGAAAGAAUUUUUCAAAUUGGUCCUUACGUAAUAAAAUACAAACCUUUCCUUUUUAUAAUAUAGGUAUUGAUGUUGAUAUAUAAGAAGCAUGUUUUGUUUGAACUACGGGCUCCUACCUCAUAUGUAUUCUGAACGCUUGUCCAGUCAUUUUAGUUAUUAGUCAAAUAAAGACGUAUUAGUGUCCAAUCAUUGUUUAUAUACAAUCGGCCUAGACUAGACUAGACCUAUAGUACACUGUUGUAAAAUACAUAAUUAUAAUAAAAUUGUUAGUUUCACAUCUGCACAUGUUUGGCCUCUCGGCGUAGCAAUCUUAUGAAAAAAUAGAUCUAAGAAUAAAUCGCAUUUAUUAAUAGUUGUAUAUAGUAAAAUUAAUUAGCGAAAUAAUGUAAAGUCCGGAGUGCAUAUUCUGAACACUUUAUUUAAAAACAACUUUUGAUAACAACAUACAAAUGGCUCUGUGAAGAGAAAUGUACAAUAUAUAAUUAAACGUAUGAUGCACUA
Messenger RNA from Bicyclus anynana (squinting bush brown), 3915 nucleotides. Its product is annotated as GATA-binding factor A. Bases 271 to 1902 code for a protein of 543 amino acids. The record is from RefSeq and is a predicted model, not a curated record. NCBI's taxonomy places the organism in Eukaryota, Metazoa, Arthropoda, Insecta, Lepidoptera, Nymphalidae. The transcript has 8 exons. Gene Ontology annotation, molecular function: RNA polymerase II cis-regulatory region sequence-specific DNA binding; zinc ion binding; DNA-binding transcription factor activity, RNA polymerase II-specific. Gene Ontology annotation, biological process: negative regulation of transcription by RNA polymerase II; cell fate commitment; positive regulation of transcription by RNA polymerase II.